Microcebus murinus (gray mouse lemur) is the source of this 4760-nucleotide messenger RNA. The record is from RefSeq and is a predicted model, not a curated record. Lineage: Eukaryota; Metazoa; Chordata; Mammalia; Primates; Cheirogaleidae.
CAAUCUGAGUGCUGUUAUAUAGGUAUGUUGAGUUCAUGAAAAUUUAUCAAGCUAUAUAUGGUACUUAGGAAAUGUGCAUCUUUUUAUGUAUUUGUUUGUUCUGAUUACUAUGCUGUGUAACAAAGCACCCCAAAUUUAGUGUCACAAAACAAUAGCCAUUUUUUAUGCUCAAAGAUUCUGAAAAUUCAUAGAAGACACAGCAGCAAUGGCUUAUCUCUAUCCCAUGACAUCUGCAGCCUCAUCUAGAAAGCCCCAACACCCGGAAUUGACUUGAGGCUGAUGGCUGGAACCAUAUGGAGGCUUCUUCAAUCACAUGUCUAGUGUCUGAGCUGGGACAACUCAAAGGCUGAACUCAGCCAAGAACAGUCAAACAGAGCUUCUCAAAAUGUGGUGGCUAGGUUCCAAGGGGGAACAUCCUGAAAGGGAGCUACCAGACAACAAGCAUGUCAAGAGAACCAGAAGGAAGCUGCAUGGCCUUUUAUGAUCUAGCCUUAGAAGUCACAAAACACCACUCCUGCUAUACUCUAUUGGUUGAAACAGUCACAAAGUAGCAGUGUCAAAGAAUUUGUGGCCAUUUUUUAAAAACUGCCACAAUGUUAUACAAUAACAAUAAUAAAUACUAGUCCUAGGUUUUUGGAUUAAAGGACACAGAUAGGAAUUAUAAGAGAAAAAGUAGGUAAGCGAAUAUAAUGAGCUCAGUUAUAGACCCAGUGAGUUGAAGGUGACUGUGGGAUAUCCAAGUGGGGCCAUCUAGUAAGUAGUUUGCAAUGUAGGUAACUGCCACUCAGGGAAGUUCCUGGGAGACAUUGGAUGAGAAAUGAAGUCCUGUGGGUGAUGGAGAUCAACCAGAAAUAGUUAGGAGGAUGGAAAAAGAGGAAAGCCUAAAACAAAGACCUUAAAAACACUACAUAGAAGGAUGGGCAGAGGAUCUUAUGAAAGAGACUAAGGAGAAAUAAACAGAAGACUAAGAAAUUAUGGCAUUGCAAAAGAUUUGAAUCCUUUUGUGGCAUUAUUUUGAAUAUUAUCUUUUCAUUUUAAUAAAGUUAUAAUACUUUUUAAAAAGAAAUUAUGGCAUCACAGAACAACACAAAUCUGAUCCUAUCACUUAAUUGUGCAAAACACUUCACAGAGUCUCCAUUGCCUUUGGGUAAAAGCCAAGCUUUAUAACAUGGCUGACAAAACUCUUCUUCAGCUGGCCUCUGUCUAUCAUUCAGCUUCAUCUCUCACCACUAUCCCCCAGUUCCUCUAAAAUAAGCCAAAUGAUGUUCCCCCAGUCACCCCUGCUUUUUGAUGUCUCUAUUCCUUUGCAUAUUCUGUGCACUCUAUCUCUAAUAUUCUUCACCUUCCCAUCUCUAUACCUAACUCUUAUUCAUCCUAUAGCACCCAGGCUCAGUUGGAAACCCUUCCCAUGUACUGUAAUAGACUUCUGUGUAUCCACCUAAUAGAGUACUCAUCAGUACCCUGGCAACAACUGCCCCUGUGUAAUUUCCUGAUGUGUAACUGCCUGUCUACCUAUUUUCCCCUACCAGACUGUGAACGUCUAGAGGCCAGGGAGUGUGUCUCAUUCACCUUUAAUCCUCAGGAUUUAGCACAAUAUUGGCGUGGCAUAUAGUGGGUGUUCUGGUUUUGACUUGUUGACUGAGAAAGAUGAUAGUAGACAAAGGUACAUCAGGUUAAGGGAGAAUUUAGAGGGUUUUUGUUUGUUUGGGUAUGAAAGAUAUUAAAGCAUGUUCACAGAAAGGGAAAAGGUGAAAGAGAUUGAGAAUACAUAGAACACAUAGAAUACCUGGUGGCAGCAGGUACUAGAGGUAACAAGAAGGGAAAAGGAUAAAAGCACCAUAGGAUGGCCCCCAUCACACCAUGCAGCAGGAAGGAGGGAAGGCAGACGUGGAUGUAGAUAAGGCUAGGAUACAAGUAAGGAUGUAGAUAAUGAAAACAGAGCUUAUGUCUGAUGUGGGAGGCAUCUGUGUCCCUAGAGACUACUUUAGCACCUGACAUAGAUGAGCCAUUCAGUAAAUAGUUGUUAAAUAAGUAAAUAACGAGGUCCAAGCAGAGAACUUCCAAAAUGUCAGAGUGUCUGGGCCUACAGUAAAAUUCAGGUUCCCCUGAACUAGAGGACCCUAUGUAAUUCAGUUUGGGGUGCAGAGAGGGGAGGAGGAAGGCAGAAACAAGGCCCAGGCUUCGUUCUGAGGCGUGCACCUCCCUAUCUUCUCCAGAGACCUCAUUAGAGGUGUUUAGCUGGGAAGGUGUAAGCACAGGCCCUGGGAGACAGGGCAGGGGACAGGAGCUACACUGUCUCCGCCUCUUCAGUAGCUGCUAGCCCUGGCUGUGUUGCUAAGAGCCUCAAAGACAAAGAAGUCACAGCCGGAACCCAAGGGCAGCUCUUCCAGGCUGUUAGGCACUAGCCCCCACCUCCCAAAGCCGCCUACAGGCAGAGAGGCCCUGGAUAUCUCACAUCCCAGCACCAGGCCACAGAACCAUGAGCCAGGACAGCAAAGUGAAGACAACAGAGUCCAGUCCCCCUGCCCCAUCCAAGGCCAGGAAGUCGAUACCUGUCCUGGACCCAUCUGGGGAUUACUACUACUGGUGGCUGAACACGAUGGUCUUCCCAGUAAUGUAUAACCUCAUCAUUGUCGUGUGCAGAGCCUGCUUUCCCGACUUGCAGCACGGUUAUCUGGUGGCCUGGUUGGUGCUGGACUACACAAGUGACUUGCUGUACCUACUGGACAUCGUCGUGCGCUUCCACACGGGAUACUUAGAACAGGGCAUCCUGGUGGUGGACAAGGGUAGGAUCUCGCAACGCUACGUUCGCACCUGGAGCUUCUUGCUGGACGUGGCUUCCCUGGUGCCCACGGACGUGGCCUACGUGCGGCUGGGCCCGCACACACCCACGCUGAGGCUGAACCGCUUUCUCCGUGCGCCCCGGCUCUUCGAGGCCUUUGACCGCACAGAGACCCGCACAGCUUACCCGAACGCCUUUCGCAUCGCCAAGCUGAUGCUUUACAUUUUCGUCGUCAUCCAUUGGAACAGCUGCCUGUACUUUGCGCUGUCCCGGUACCUAGGCUUCGGGCGUGACGUGUGGGUGUACCCGGACCCCGCGCAGCCUGGCUUUGAGCGCCUGCGGCGCCAGUAUCUCUACAGCUUUUACUUCUCCACGCUGAUCCUGACCACGGUGGGCGACACGCCAAUGCCGGCCCAGGAGGAGGAGUACCUCUUCAUGGUGGGCGACUUCCUGCUGGCCGUCAUGGGUUUCGCCACCAUCAUGGGUAGCAUGAGCUCUGUCAUCUACAACAUGAACACCGCAGAUGCGGCUUUCUACCCAGAUCACGCGCUGGUGAAAAAGUACAUGAAGCUGCAUCGCAUCAACCGCCGGCUGGAGCGGCGAGUUAUUGACUGGUACCAGCACCUGCACAUCAACAAGAAGAUGACCAAUGAGUUAGCCAUCUUACAGCACUUACCCGAGCGGCUGCGAGCUGAAGUGGCUGUAUCUGUACACCUGUCUACGCUGAGCCGGGUGCAGAUCUUCCAGAACUGCGAGGCCAGCCUGCUGGAGGAGCUAGUGCUAAAGCUGCAGCCGCAGACCUACUCACCAGGCGAAUAUGUCUGCCGCAAAGGGGACAUUGGCCGAGAGAUGUACAUCAUCCGAGAGGGUCAACUGGCUGUGGUGGCAGAUGAUGGCAUCACACAGUAUGCUGUGCUUGGUGCAGGACUCUACUUUGGGGAGAUCAGUAUCAUCAACAUCAAAGGGAACAUGUCUGGGAACCGCCGCACUGCCAACAUCAAGAGCCUAGGUUAUUCAGACCUGUUCUGCCUGAGCAAGGAGGACCUGAGGGAGGUGCUGAGUGAGUAUCCACAAGCCCAGACGGUCAUGGAGGAGAAGGGACGUGAGAUUCUGCUCAAAAUGAACAAGUUGGAUGUGAAUGCCGAGGCAGCUGAGAUCGCCCUACAGCAGGCCACUGAGUCCCGGCUGCGAGGCCUCGACCAGCAGCUUGAUGAUCUGCAGACCAAGUUCGCUCGCCUCCUGGCUGAGCUGGAGUCCAGCGCACUUAAGAUUGCUUACCGGGUCGAACGGCUGGAGUGGCAGACUCGAGAGUGGCCAAUGCCUGAGGACCUGGCUGAGGCCGAUGACGAGGAAGAAGCUGGGGAGGGAACUUCCAAGGAUGGGGAGGGCAGGGUCGGCCAGGGGGGACCCUCAGGUCCAGAGUGGCUGCAUCGCCAUCCACAGGACUCCCACCUCUGAGUAAAUCCAGAUUUGUAGGAAAGCCUGCCUGCAGAAAUUCUUCCAUCCUGUCUGCUUGGUCACAGAGAUGGGAGCAUAUUGGUCUGUGGAUGCCCAGCUCGAGGUGUAGGAGCGUAGCACAUAUUCAUCCUCCACUUACCAGCAGUACACACACACAGUUGCACAUACACAUGCUGGUCCCAAGACUGUGCAUUCCAUCCAGAAUGCUCUGGAGUUUCCAUUUGGAAAGUGUACAUGCUUUUUCUCACAAGCACAGAUAUGUCUUACAUUCAUAUAAUAUAUACAUACAUUCAGCCAUGCUCCUCCUAAACACACAUAUGCUGUCAGUCAUACACCAACAGACACAUAGGUGCUCUCCAAAGGUGUGCACACACUUGUGAGAACACACUUUGAGCCCUCUAGGUCCAAGAUGUCCUUUGAAUUGACCCCCAUAUGGGUGAUUCAUAAGUGUACCAUGAAUGUUGCACUUCAAUAAAAUGUUUUCCUUCUCUCUAAGCAUUUAUGGGGCUGGAAAUAAAAG